CAUUAAAAAGCAUCUUAUGCGUGGGAUUGAAGCUUGAUGACGAAUUCACCAAUGUGGUAUCCGUCACGCUUGCCACCCUUUGAGCGCCAUUCCACGCAAGCUUCUAACGAUAGGAGAAGCUCAACGAACAAGUCCGCCAAACCACACCCGCUUAACCACAAUCCCCCAUACACAUUCAAAACCUCGAUAAUCAUGACUGACAAAAUUGACAUGUCUCUUGAUGACAUCAUCAAGAAGAACAAGCCCGCCCGUGGCGGAGGGCGUGGUGGAGCCAGCGGGCGCUCUCGCGGAGGUGGCGCAGCCGGACGGGGAAGUCGCGGAGGAGCGCCUCGCAGAGGAGGCCGCGGAGGCGCUGCCGUCGGUGGUGCACGCCGCUCGGCCGGUGGCGCAGGUGGCCGAGCCGCUAGUCGUCCCUAUACUCGUGGAAACGCUGAUGGAAGCUGGAAGCAUGACCUCUUUGACGGACCUCGACGAGGGGGAGUGGCCACCUCAUCCGGCCCAGCCAAACUGAUUGUAUCCAAUCUUGAAUUUGGCGUAUCGGAUUCCGAUAUCCAAGAGCUCUUCUCAGAGUUUGGACACCUCAAGCAAGCCGCUGUUCACUACGACCGUUCCGGGCGCUCAUUGGGAACCGCAGAUGUGGUCUUUGACCGUAAAGCCGACGCCAUCAAAGCCAUGAAGCAGUAUAAUGGUGUUCCGUUGGACGGCAGAGCCAUGAGCAUCCAGUUGGUGGGUUCCUCUGCCGAAGUAUCCAAUGGAUCUCCCCGUAGAUCCAUGGGUGGUGCUCCUACCCGGCGAAUCCGAGGUACCGACAGACGCCGCUCAGGGGGAGGAGCUGGAGGGCGUGUCGAGAAGCCCAAGCGCGGGGCGGGCCGUGGUGGAGCAGGCAAAGCUGCUGGCGGACGCGGUGCCAAGCGAGGGGGUCGUGGAGGAGCCAAGAAAACACCCACUCCCACCGCCGAAGACUUGGACAAAGAAUUGGACUCUUACCUCAAAGCCCGUUAACUCAGAAGACUCUCCUCCUGAAGUACAAGAUAUGUGUGUGUGUGUUAAAAGAAGAAGAUAAAAAAUUGGAUCGAGCCAUCCAUGAAUAAGACCCGCUCCAAAAGCAACGAUGCUCGACCUCAAACGUGUGUGUAUGAACCCUUAUUGGAAGCCGGCGACGCCCUUGAAGGGAGCUCCACCUUCAAUUCAACCAUGGAAAACAAAUAUAAGAUUCAUGUAACCUCAAACUCCCGCUGUCAGAAUUCUCAGUUCAAACCUUGUCCUGGAUCUAGUGGUUGUCCCUAUACCCAUUUUAGCAACCAAAGUCGCCUAUUCCGAGAACGAGAGACAACCCCAACGAAAAGACAUCCUACCAAACAAAAGCUGAAUCAAUCCAUCGAUGAAAAUGACGAAGACACAAACAAAUCAAGCACCUAAAACCCAUCAUGUCCAGUUCCCCAAACCCUCCCCCUAUACACCCACCCAACCUUCUUCCCCGAUGUGUUGUCUCUCAGAAGAGGUUCUUAGAACGGGCUACGACUUUGGUUGAAAGGAUGUACCGACUUUCACGAUCAAAUCCACAUGGAGCGGAUCUGAUCCUUUGUUUAAGAAACGGCGCUCGAUCAUUCAUUCACCGAAUUAUCGAACCCAAAGCUCGUGCGAGCCAUGCAUGGGUUGAUUGGUUGGCAAUUCACUGAACCACUUAAGGAUCGGCGUGCGAUCAGACUUGCCCAUAUGACUGACCUCUCGUGGUCCCGCUGAGAAUCAUUAUUGCGUUGUUCGCAACCUCUGGUAGUGACAUUCAAAUCCACCAAUGGCUCACUUGCUGACGACUCACUGGUCCUUAAAAUCCAUCUGGUGAUGGUGAUCCCUGAAAAGCCAAGGGCCCGAUUUGAAAAGUCGACAAUGGUGCACUGAUCCCACGUUGGAAUUACGUGCUUGAUAGAGAUCCAACCAACCAAUGUGACUCUCAUAUUCAUGUUGGUUGGGUUGAGAUGAUGGAUUGAUCGGUCACUUGCGGUCAAGUGAAAGCACUGAUAUGGUCGGCAAUCUAUUUGCACCUGUGGUGACGUGCUAGAUCACAGAAAGCCUUUGUGCUGGGUUGAUCUCUCUGGGAUUGCUUUCUGUGCGCCUUUGAUCGCUUGAUAGAAGGGCGGGCAUACCUGCAUAGUAACACCCCCACCCACCCCCGGACAGUGGCUGGGAUGGGGUUUGGUCGAAAUGAGCUUAAAAGGUGUCUAAAACCUAUUAUACAUGGUAGCCAACCUGUCAAUGGCUAACGACUCUACACUUCUAAUUGGUAUUCUUCAAGGGAUCAUACUGUCUCCGCCACCACUGUAAAUUGGUUUCGAUCCUGACGGCAAUCGACUGAAAAUGACCCGUUUGGUAUUCUUAAAUCAACUUUUAGCUGUGAUAGUGUAACGAAAAGGCUGUGAAAAUUUAAAAAAAAUAUUUAUGUUUUCUUUA
Tigriopus californicus is the source of this 2448-nucleotide messenger RNA. It is a transcript of the gene Ref1, whose product is annotated as THO complex subunit 4-like. The transcript is spliced from 3 exons. Lineage: Eukaryota; Metazoa; Arthropoda; Copepoda; Harpacticoida; Harpacticidae. Gene Ontology annotation, cellular component: nucleus. Gene Ontology annotation, molecular function: mRNA binding. The record is from RefSeq and is a predicted model, not a curated record. The coding region runs from base 37 to 1002 and encodes 321 amino acids. Gene Ontology annotation, biological process: mRNA export from nucleus.